AUGACUGAGGAAACACCCAGCAGCGGAGGCCCUGCAGCUGGAGGUGCAGGUGGCGCCCCGGCAGCUCCAGCAGGCAACAAGAAAGCAGAUGCCAAUGCAGCGGCAAAUCAACCACCUAAGAAGAAGAGAUCCCCCAACCGGCUUGUGGUGGAGGAGGCUAUCAAUGACGACAACUCAGUUGUUGCUCUGAACCCCUCCCGUAUGGAAACCCUGCAGAUUUUCAGGGGCGACACGGUACUGCUUCGCGGCAAGAUGCGUCAUGACACGGUGUGUGUCGUCCUGGCGGAUCAGGAUCUUGACGAGGGGAAGAUCAGACUUAACAAGGUGGUUAGGAAGAACCUCCGCGUUCGACUUGGAGAUAUUGUCCACGUGAGCGCAUGUGCGGACUGCCCGUAUGGGAAGCGAAUUCACGUCUUGCCACUUGACGAUACGAUCGAGGGGAUAACGGGCAAUUUGUUCGAGAUUUACCUCAAGCCGUACUUCAUGGAGGCCUACAGGCCCGUGCGAAAGAACGACUUAUUCCUUGUCCGCGGCGGCUUCAGACCGGUUGAGUUUAAGGUUGUCGGGGUGGACCCGGGUGAAUUUUGCAUCGUGGCACCGGACACUGUCAUCCACUGCGAGGGCGAGCCUGUGAAGCGGGAAGAGGAGGAGAGGUUGGACGAGAUAGGCUAUGAAGACAUCGGACGGGCGGUGACAGGCAUAGCGGCCUCGCUGAUGCGGCCGCUGGACAGCAGACCUAGACAGAUGUUUGGUUAG
Messenger RNA from Eimeria mitis, 756 nucleotides. Its product is annotated as AGAP005630-PA, related. The coding region runs from base 1 to 756 and encodes 251 amino acids. NCBI's taxonomy places the organism in Eukaryota, Apicomplexa, Conoidasida, Eucoccidiorida, Eimeriidae. The transcript has 5 exons. The record is from RefSeq and is a predicted model, not a curated record.